Rubroshorea leprosula is the source of this 1836-nucleotide messenger RNA. The record is from the annotation of a GenBank genome assembly. NCBI's taxonomy places the organism in Eukaryota, Viridiplantae, Streptophyta, Magnoliopsida, Malvales, Dipterocarpaceae.
AGGCAGGCAAAAAUGCUUGCACAAUCAGACGUGCGCAUGAGACAACAAAAAAAAAAAAAGAGUAAAUUACGAUUCCUUUGUAGUUCUCACUUUCCGUAUAAAACUCAAAACAAAAUUUCAUGAGAGAGAACGAGACAGAGAUGGACGGUACAGCAAAAUUGGAGCUAUGGUGGUCUGUGAUUCUGAUCAUCAUUUCUGCUGCGCUGAUGCGGGUUUGUGAAGUGAUGUGGUUGAAGCCGAGAAGGAUUCGUUCAAAACUAUCAAAACAAGGUAUUGGAGGGCCAAAGCCAACCUCCAUCUUGCAUGGGAACAUUCAAGAGAUGAGCAAGAUUCAAUCUAUGGCUACCAGAACCAUUCCUCCACCCCUUGGCCAGGUUGUGUCCCAUGAUUGGUAUCUCUCCACCUUCCCAUAUCUCCAGAAAUGGAGUCAGGAGUAUGGUUCAGUAUACAUGUACUCAACGGGGAAUAAGCAGCAUCUGUAUAUUAGCCAACCAGAUUUGUUGAAAGAACUGAACCUGCACAAAUCCUUGGCUUUAGGAAGACCAACCUAUCUCACUGCAGCAACUGAGCCUAUGCUUGGCAAUGGUGUCAUUAAGGCUAAUGGAGAAAGCUGGGCUUAUCAGAGAAAACUCAUUGCUUCAGAGUUCUUCCUGCACAAAGUUAAGGGUACAUUGGGUCUAAUGGAGGAAUCUACCAUGGCCAUGGUAGAAGCAUGGGAGAAGCACAUAACAGAAAGUGAGGAAGGAGUUGUGGAUAUAACAGUUGAUGAGGAUAUGAAAAGCGUUUCUGCAGAUAUAAUCUCCAAAGCUUGUUUUGGGAGUUCCUAUGUCCAAGGCAAGCAGAUUUUUGAAAAGUUAAGGGCCCUCCAAGAGGCCAUGUCCAAGCCUAGUAUGCUAUUUGGACUUCCACAGUUCAGAUUUCUUCCAACAAAGGGUAAUAGAGCAAUCUGGAGAUUAAAGGAAGAGGUAGAUUCAUUCAUACACAGGGUAGUCAAGGCUCGCCAAGAAAAAAGACAACAGGAUGGAAAAUCUGAGGACCUUCUGCAGAUGAUACUUGACGCUGCCAACAAUGACAGCCAAAAACAUGCGAGUAAAACUGAUCACUUUAUAGUAGACAACUGCAAGAAUAUUUACUUUGCAGGCCAUGAAACAACUGCUCUUACAGCAUCUUGGACUUUGAUGCUUCUUGCAUUGUAUCCUGAAUGGCAAGAAUGUGUUCGUGCUGAGAUUUCCAAGAUAUGUGGUGAUCCUCUGCAGACAUGCAGGCUUGACUUGGACACCAUUCCCCAGUUGAAAACGCUAACAAUGGUCAUUCAGGAAAGCAUGCGUCUCUAUGGACCUGCUAUUAUUAUGGCAAGGGAAGCUUUUGCAGAUAUCAAGUUAGGAGAUCUUGUUGUGCCAAAAGGCAUCCAUAUAUGGAAUCUGAUUCCAGUAUUGCACCGGGACCCUGAAAUAUGGGGGGUGGAUGCCGGGGAGUUCAAGCCAGAAAGAUUUGCAAAUGGGAUAACUGAAGCCUCCAAAUAUCCACAAGCAUACAUGCCUUUUGGUUAUGGUACCCGACUCUGCAUAGGCCAGACCUUUGCAAUGUUGGAACUGAAGAUUAUACUCUCUCUCUGUCUAUCUAGAUUUUCCUUUUCCAUCUCCCCAAAAUAUUGCCACUCUCCAAUGUACAAAAUGUUGUUAAUGCCAGAACAUGGUAUGAGACUUCUGGUAAAAAAAGUGAGCUAAAGUGUGACUUAAAGCUGAGAAUGUCCUAGUAUCAGUGCUGAAGUAUAAUUAUAUCAGUGCUGAAGCAUAAUUUCUAUGCAUUUGUGAAGAAUAAGAUUGCCAGUUUACC